AUGUCGCAACGAGUUUCUCAGAUCGCUGGCCACCUCAACGGUCCCGCUCCUCUCCUCAAGGGUCAGGUCGCUAUCAUCACUGGCGCCGGUCAAGGUAUCGGUGAAGCCACCGCCAAGCUCUUCGCCAGCCACGGUGCUCACGUCGUUGUCUCCGAUCUCGACGCCAAAAAGGCCAACGAUGUCGCCUCGCAGAUCACUAAAGUUGGCGGAUCUGCCAUCCCUCUCGCCGGCAACGUCAUGGACAAGGACUUCGGUGAGCGCGUAGUCAAAGCUGCCGUCGACAAGUGGGGCAAGCUCAACAUCAUCGUCAACAAUGCCGGUUUCACCGCCGACAAAAUGGCUCACACCACCGACGAUGCCACUUUCCAACUCAUGCUCGACUGCCACAUCACCGCCCCCUUCCGUAUCAUCCGUGCUGCUGCCCCUUACUUCCGCAUCAAGGACGAGAACAAGCGUGAAAAUAUGGCCAUCGUCAACGUCUCCUCUACUUCCGGAACUCACGGUAACGUCGGUCAGGUCAACUACUCUGCCGCAAAGGCCGGCGUGCUCGGUCUCACCAAGACCAUGUGCAAGGAGUGGGGUCCCUUUGGUGUUCGUGUCAACACGGUCGCUUUCGGUUGGAUCAACACUCGAUUGACCCAGGCUAAGGAAGCUGGUGCCUCCAUCGAGAUUGAUGGUAAGAAGAUCGCUCUUGGUAUUCCGGGUCGUCCUGCUGGUGGAAACUCGAAGGAGCAGUCGGUUACUGCUGUUGCUGAUAUCCCGCUGCGACGACCAGGUGAUGCUGAAGAGGCGGCUGCUUCGAUCUUGUUCCUUGCUAGUCCACUGGCUUCGUACAUCUCGGGUCAGACUUUGGAGGUUACUGGUGGCCGAGGUAUCUAA
Messenger RNA from Ustilago hordei, 879 nucleotides. RefSeq lists its product as uncharacterized. The coding region runs from base 1 to 879 and encodes 292 amino acids. The transcript is spliced from 2 exons. The record is from RefSeq and is a predicted model, not a curated record. Lineage: Eukaryota; Fungi; Basidiomycota; Ustilaginomycetes; Ustilaginales; Ustilaginaceae. Gene Ontology annotation, molecular function: oxidoreductase activity.